CAACACCACCGUCUUGUAUUUACUCUAUUAAUACACCUAAAAAAGCCAACUCAAAGAUUCUAAAAAAAACACGAGGAAGAGCGCUUAAACGGCGUCGUGGAGUGAGCGACACGCAUCCUUCUCUUGACAUCAGUCAUGGCCACACGCAGUCUCUUCUUCUUCAAAGCUCUUCUACUUUUUUUUCUCGUUCUCUCAGAUUCUUUUUCAGCGAGAAGCAACGGCCAAGGAGGCGUGGGAAUCAACUACGGCCAAAUCGCUAACAACCUCCCGUCUCCGUCGAGAGUCGCCGUCCUCCUCCGCUCACUUAACAUCACAAGAGUAAAACUCUACGACGCAGACCCAAACGUCCUCCUCUCCUUCUCAAACUCCCAAGUCGAUUUCAUGAUCGGUCUAGGCAACGAGUUCCUCCAGAACAUGUCGGCGGAUCCGACCAGAGCUCAGAGCUGGCUCCAGCAACGACUCCAACCGCACAUCGCCAAAACGCGAAUCACCUCGAUCGUCGUCGGAAACGAAAUAUUCAAAACCAACGACCGCGUCUUGAUCUCGAGCCUCUUACCGGCCAUGAAAGCGGUUUACUCUGCUCUAACCGGUCUCGGUUUAGAGAAACAAGUAACGGUAACUUCCGCUCAUUCCCUAGACAUGCUUCAGACAUCUUACCCGCCUUCCUCCGGAUCGUUCAAAGAAGAGUUUGUACAGUUUCUUCAACCUAUUCUUGAUUUUCACUCUCAGAUCAAAUCUCCUUUCUUGAUCAACGCUUACCCUUUCUUCGCUUAUAAAGACAGUCCCAAAGAGAUUCCCCUAGAGUAUGUUCUGUUUCAGCCGAACCAAGGGAUGGUUGAUCCUAACACGAAUCUUCAUUACGACAACAUGUUGUUCGCUCAAAUCGAUGCGCUUUAUGCGGCCAUUAAGACGUUGGGACAUACUGACGUUGAGGUUAGGAUCUCGGAGACGGGAUGGCCUUCUAAAGGAGAUGAGAAUGAGAUCGGAGCUUCGCCGGAGAACGCGGCGCUUUAUAACGGGAACUUGUUGAGGUUGGUCCAGGAGAGGAAAGGAACUCCCGGGAAGCGGUCUGUUCCGAUUGAUGUUUAUGUUUUUGCUCUUUUUAAUGAGAAUCUUAAACCCGGUCCGACUUCUGAGAGGAAUUAUGGGUUGUUUUAUCCGGAUGGUAAACCGGUUUAUAAUGUCGGUUUACAGGGUUAUCUUCCUGAUAUUGUAUACAGUUCAACCGCAAGUUCAAUCAAGACUUUGAAUUUGUGGAGAGCCGUGAUGGGUUUGGCUGUUGCGGUGUUGAUAGUACUUCGUAUGGGGUCAAAAUGAGGAUGCCCUUAAUAGGUUUAUUUUUGUUUGUUUUACAAGAAAGUCAUUGUUAUGGUUCUAGUUAUAGAUGAGGUAUACAAUUCUUUGUCAUGUAUUGGAUUCACAAAUAAAUAAAAAAUUGUUCUGUAUGGAAAAUCGUUAUAAAAAACCUUGUUAGUUUUGCUGAAAGCUGAAUAUGCGAAUACUAUCCAUUCCAUUUAA
Molecule: messenger RNA, 1518 nt
Organism: Raphanus sativus (radish)
Lineage: Eukaryota; Viridiplantae; Streptophyta; Magnoliopsida; Brassicales; Brassicaceae
Product: glucan endo-1,3-beta-glucosidase 14
Exons: 2
Coding region: 136-1317 (393 amino acids)
Biological process (GO): carbohydrate metabolic process
Cellular component (GO): plasma membrane
Molecular function (GO): hydrolase activity, hydrolyzing O-glycosyl compounds
Source: RefSeq, a predicted model, not a curated record